This is a messenger RNA of Solanum pennellii, 783 nucleotides long. RefSeq lists its product as uncharacterized. Bases 1 to 783 code for a protein of 260 amino acids. NCBI's taxonomy places the organism in Eukaryota, Viridiplantae, Streptophyta, Magnoliopsida, Solanales, Solanaceae. The record is from RefSeq and is a predicted model, not a curated record. The transcript has 6 exons.
AUGGAACCAUUUGAGACUCUGUAUGGUAGGAGAUGUCGAUCUUCAAUUGGUUGGUUUGAUGCAUUUGAGGUUAGACCAUGGGGUACAGAUUUGUUGAAGGAGUCCCUGGACAAGGUCAAGUUGAUCCAAGAUAGACUCUCAUGGCUCAGAGUAGGCAAAAGAAUUAUGCAGAUCGAAAGGUAUAUUGGUCCUUUCGAGAUUGUGGAGCGUAUUGGUGAGGUGGCAUAUCAGUUGGCUUUGCCGCCUGGGUUGUCAGGUGUCCAUCCUGUAUUUCAUAUUUCAAUGGUGAAGAAGUAUCAUCAGGGUGGUGCUCAUGUGAUUCAAUGGGAUUCAGUGUUACUUGAUCAGAAUUUGACUUUUGAGGAAGAGCCGAUAACCAUUUUGGAUAGGCAAAUUCGGAAGCUAAGGUCCAAGGAGAUUGCUUCAGUAAAGUUAGGCAUAUUGCAGAUGGGUGAUGUUCGCAAGAAUUCCACUGAUUGUGAACGUUUCGAAGCUUUGCGAAAGGGAAUUGUGAAGAUUCGUGACACGAGUUCGGCAUUUAAGAUUCGAUUCCGAGUUGGAGCACAUCUCGAGGAGAAGUUUGAGUCCGAGUUUGGAGUGUCUUGGAGUUGUGACAAAGAUCCUAUCUGGAAUCCUAACAAUGUCCCAAAAAGAAAGAGAUCAGAGCUUAACAAUGCAUUUUGGCACCUGUCAAAAGACUCCAGAGGCAACUUUAUAACAUUCUACAGGAACCAGAAUUUGGAAACAUACCAAACGGGUGGUGAAGAUGCUACUCUAAUUUAA